This is a messenger RNA of Pogona vitticeps (central bearded dragon), 717 nucleotides long. RefSeq names its product cornichon family member 4 (gene CNIH4). Gene Ontology annotation, biological process: vesicle-mediated transport. The record is from RefSeq and is a predicted model, not a curated record. Lineage: Eukaryota; Metazoa; Chordata; Lepidosauria; Squamata; Agamidae.
UGUUGUACGGUCACCCCGACGCACCAGAGGGGCGUGGCAACGUACGGUGGCCGGGAGGACCCUGAAGGCGUUGUCUCCGCGGCGGGAUGGAGUCGGUGGUGUUUAUCUUUUCACUCAUUGAUUGCUGUGCCCUGAUUUUCCUUUCCGUUUACUUCAUAAUUACAUUAUCAGAUUUGGAAUGUGACUACAUUAAUGCUAGAUCUUGCUGCUCAAAAUUAAAUAAAUGGGUGAUCCCUGAGUUGAUUGGCCACACCAUUGUCACUGUAUUAAUGCUUAUUUCACUGCACUGGUUCAUCUUCCUUCUCAAUUUACCUGUAGCAACCUGGAACAUCUAUAGGUUUAUUAUGGUUCCCAGUGGAAACAUGGGAGUAUUUGAUCCUACAGAGAUCCAUAAUCGAGGGCAGCUAAAGUCGCACAUGAAGGAAGCCAUGAUUAAACUAGGCUUUCACCUUCUUUGUUUUUUCAUGUACCUUUACAGUAUGAUUCUGUCUUUAAUAAACGACUGAAGUGAAGGUGAAGGUGCUAACAGUUGUCAAACUGAACUGUCACUCCAGUGAAGACAUUGUUGAACCAGGAGCAGCUCUCAAGUAAACCUAGACCAGUGUUGUCCUGCAGUCUAUUUUUUCCUCCUCAAACAAAAAAUAUUUUUGCUGUAUUUUUUAACAUAUAAAAUAUUUAAAAACCCAUGAUACAAAUUUUCUGGAACCAUUCAUUUGU